AGACUCUUUUGACAAAGAUGUGUAUCAUUUGCCUCUCCGGACUGUGUGUCCGUUUUCUUCCAUGGCAUUUCGUGAUGUUGUUGUUUGUGUGUAGAUCGGCGCUCCGCUGUUAGUGAGCUGAGGCGCUGGAGAUGCUGAGAGUGACAAUGCCCGCCUCUAGAGCCGCUCCUGAAUACUGGAUCGAUGGAUCCAAGAAAGAGACGCUGGCGGACUUCUAUGAGCUGGAGUCUGAACUGGGACGGGGAGCCACAUCAGUGGUGUUCCGAUGCCGUCAGAAAGGCACCCAGAAGCACUAUGCUGCGAAAAUGCUGAAAAAAACAGUUGACAAGAAGAUUGUACGAACAGAGAUAGGUGUAUUACUGCGCCUCUCUCAUCCAAAUAUAAUCAAACUGAAGGAGAUCUUUGAGACCCCUGCGGAGAUUAGUCUCGUGUUAGAACUUGUUACCGGUGGAGAAUUAUUUGACAGGGUGGUGGAGAAGGGCUACUACAGUGAACGAGACGCUGCUGAUGCAGUUAAACAAGUGCUGGAGGCGGUCGCGUACCUGCAUGAGAAUGGUGUAGUGCACAGAGACCUGAAACCUGAGAACCUGCUGUACGCCACCUCAGCGCCAGAUGCUCCUCUCAAAAUAGCUGAUUUUGGUUUGUCGAAAAUUGUAGACGAUCAGGUAACAAUGAAGACUGUGUGUGGGACUCCAGGCUAUUGUGCUCCUGAGAUUUUGCGGGGAUGUGCCUAUGGCCCUGAGGUUGACAUGUGGUCUGUGGGAGUAAUCACGUACAUUUUGUUAUGUGGUUUUGAGCCCUUUUUUGAUGACAGAGGAGACCAGUACAUGUUUAAACGCAUCCUGAACUGUGAAUAUGAAUUUGUCUCCCCCUGGUGGGACAAUGUGUCUCUCAAUGCCAAGGACCUUGUGAAGAAGCUGAUUGUCCAGGAUCCAAAGAAACGGCUGACGACACAGCAGGCGCUGCAGCACCACUGGGUGACUGGAAAGGCUGUUAACUUCACCCAUAUGGACACGGCUCAGAAGAAACUCCAGGAGUUUAAUGCUCGAAGAAAACUCAAGGCAGCGGUCAAAGCGGUGGUAGCUUCAUCUCGAUUGGGCAGCGCAGGAAGCCACAGCAACCCAGACAGCAACAAAACCGACAGAAGCCCCUCCUCUAUCAAAGAGAAGACAGCAGAGGAUCAGCCAGGCACUGCACAGCCUCCGAUUCAGAAUGAAGGCUCUUAGAUCUCCACAGAGCCUCACUGGAACUCAAACUUCUUCCCUUCAUGAAAGGAACAAUGCUUUUUGCGGUGGGGCUCAUAAAGGAUAGAACCAAUGGGCUUUGUUUGCAUGCGGACUUGUUUGUCUAUAGAAACGUCCCAC
Messenger RNA from Sinocyclocheilus anshuiensis, 1364 nucleotides. RefSeq names its product calcium/calmodulin-dependent protein kinase type IV-like. Lineage: Eukaryota; Metazoa; Chordata; Actinopteri; Cypriniformes; Cyprinidae. The transcript is spliced from 11 exons. Gene Ontology annotation, biological process: protein phosphorylation. The coding region runs from base 132 to 1226 and encodes 364 amino acids. Gene Ontology annotation, molecular function: ATP binding; protein kinase activity. The record is from RefSeq and is a predicted model, not a curated record.